This is a messenger RNA of Porites lobata, 3954 nucleotides long. The record is from the annotation of a GenBank genome assembly. NCBI's taxonomy places the organism in Eukaryota, Metazoa, Cnidaria, Anthozoa, Scleractinia, Poritidae.
AAGCUUCACAGGAUGCAUGAAGACACUGAACCCAAACAAACCUUGGGUCACAAAACUCAGUAGUGCAGGCCUUGUUUAUCUUCACUUUGGACAAAGAGUCAUCUCACAAAUUCUCAAGACCAAAGAAGACAAUGAUGUGACCCGUAAAAUAUAUGACAAAAUUUAUGAAAACUUUGUUCAGGAAAUUGAUGCUAUUGACAAUGGGAUCAGUCAGUGCGAUGGGGAGCCAAGGUAACACCGUCUACUUUUUACAGGCGAACGUCUACACAAGAAAAAAAAUUGCUUUAUCCCAGAGAUCUAUGAUACACUUUCAAAAACAUCUCCUUCAACUGCCUGAAUUUUGUUUAACCAACCUGGCUGAAGUGUGGGAUACUGAACCCAAUAUGAGAUCAAUUUAUUGUAUUCAGUGCCUUUUUACCUGUUUUGUAACAAGAUUUGCACAAGAGCCUAUAAAGACUAUGUUUUUGUGAAUAGGAGUGGGUAAAAAAUGAUGUUGAUAAAUGAUUGUUUAUUAUCAUUUACAAGUGAAGUAACAAUUACAUGAUUUUACAAUAUCAAACCCUCUAAAAACAGGUACUCCAUCAACACAAACUUGAGUUCUAGAGUGUCUCAUCUUAAUCCACGAUGGAAUGAUCCAAAUCCAGAUUCUGAGGUAUGUACAACUGUAACAAUAGAUAGGUAACUCUGUUAACUUAGUGAAAGGGGAACUCUCAAUUGAAUGUGAAUGUGGUGAGGUUUUUUUAAAUACACAAAAUGUGGACAAGGAAAGACACAGGCGGAUGACAGAACUAAGUGUAUUAUGUUAAGUACCUUUGCAUUUGUUCAGUAGUCGUUAAAUUGCUUGUUCCCUUGAAAAUGUGACUAUAUCUCUUAAUAGGAAGUCAUAUAAUGACUCUUCUAGAAGGGAAACUAACUCACUCAUUUAACUGUCUAACUCCUCCACUACUUGCAGUAAAGCUCAGUAAUGUAUUUUUUUUUAAAUCUUCAUCAACAGAAACAGUUUCAGAAGGCCAUGAAUUUAGUUGGGGAGGAGUUUUUAGACAGAGUUUGUUUUUACCGUGACUCCUGGCUACCUGCAAGAGGUCUGGUGAAGGAAGCACUGUGUAAACGACAAGAGGUACAUCUUGCUGUUCUAAAAUUCACUUCUGUGAAAAAAAUGAUGCUGCCAUAAAAUUCAAGAAACUAUUGCCUCACAUUUUCUUUUUACCCGGAAGACCAACAACACUAUAUUAGGGGGAAAUGGACAGUGCCCUUUCCAUAGUUUCUUUGGAUCAUGAUCAUUACAUGUCUGGGAAACUGCCCGCCAACCCCUUCCCUAAGCCAACAUCAAUGGGGAAUCUCACUUAUAUAGGGCAAAAUAUUGGCUUUGGGGAGGGGUAGGUGGGCAGUUUCCCGGAAAUGUGUAAUGAUCCUUUACUUUUUUGGGUGGAGCAAUCCCAGUUCUCCCUUGAGUAUUCAUGACCAUAGAAAGAGUAAUUAAGUAUUAUGUGACCUUUCUAAAAUAGGAGGGAAAUAAUACCAUCAGUACUUGGCCCUUAACUUAGAAAUAGGCUAUUGGCCUUAGAAAAAGAACUCGAAUGUUGGUUGUAGUAUAAACUGAUUGUGUUCUGUUCUUCUUUCCUAAUUGUCAAUUAGGUUGACCCUAGUGGUGAGAUCAUAGAGUUUGAAGAAGGUGGAUUCCCUUGGAAAGAACAUUUGUUUGAAUUAGAGAAAGACUUAAACAUUGAGGGGCAGGUUAAGUUUGUCAUAUAUACAGAUCAAAAUCACAAAUGGAGAGUACAGGUAAGUAGGUAACAUAAUUGAAUAAUAUGUCAUUCAUUUGGGGCCUUAACACUGGAGAACAACUCAUUAAACUCAUAACUAAAAUACAUGUAUACAUGUGCAGUUGCUUUCAAGGGCUUUGUCUUGCAGAUUUACUUUGAGCUGCAAAACUUCAAAAAAAUGCAUUGAAAGGUCUUUGUGCAACCAUCUUUUGUACACUGCCAGCCUCCUGUCCAAAGCUCCAAAGUUUCUAAAGACAAUGCACUAUAAUAAUAGUUGGGACCUCUUGUAAACACCCAAGUGUAAGUGUCUCAUCUUCGUGUUGACUCUUUGUACUACACAGCUGCGCAAACAAAUUUAUUAUCCAGUGAGUCACCAGAACCAAAUGGAAUACAAAUAGUACACAAAAUCCCCUAAAAUGGCAACACAAAAACACUGCUGUGGCUAAUGCUGAUCCUACGGUUACUAAUAAUGGUAGAAAAUUAAUAUUAAAAUCUUUUUUUUUUCCUGCCGUAGUGUGUUCCUGUCCGCCCUGAUUCCUUUGAAAACAGGUAAUCAUUAUGCAUGAUAAUUAUGUCCAUAACAGUUGCCACAGAAAAAAGGUCAAACUUUUUAGGUGUAUAGAAUUACAUGUAUUAUGCGUCACUGAUCUAAUCAGUGGCAGCUCAAUGUUAAACUGGACAGCUUUUAGACAUGAUACAGCUUUGGUGUCAAUAAUUGCUUUUUGCAAACAUCGUUUAAUUCUUUGUAAUUCAAAUUUGUGACGAGUGAAACAAAAGAAUCUUUUGUUUCAAAAACCUGUGCACUUCUGGAUGGCAUAAUACUAAUAGGUGACGCCAGUGUGAUUGUCACACAGGACAUUUAAUUUAUUGUGUGAUAAUGGCAUUUUACUACAACUACCACAAUCCUUCAGUUUGUGGUUUUCUUGUGCAAAAUUGGUUAGAGCUAUUGUCUAUUUUAAACCUCUGCAGAAUUGAUAUGUUUUAUUAAGAAAGGAAAAACAAAAUUGAUAAAUUGUGGUAGUUGUAGUAAAAUGUCAUCACCAUGAAAAUGGCUGUACAAACAACUCCUGACACUUGCCUAACAUCUGCUUCUGACCCAUAGGCUGAGCUUGUUGGAAGAAUGGCGUGGAAUAAGAGAUGAGCCCCUCAGUUCACUCAGUGGAAUUCAGGGAUGUAUAUUUGUCCAUGCAAGUGGUUUUAUUGGUGGCAAUGAGACUCGUAAUGGGGCCCUUAGUAUGGCCAGAAAAACUUUACAACACAGAAACACCAAGAACGCUGCUAAUGGGAAUAGUGGUAGUACCAGCUAAUGGUAGUUGCACUAAACCAGAGCUAUUACUAGACAACCAGAAAGGUACGUAACCAUACAGUGCCGAUCUGCAACAAUAUGACGUUAUGUUGAUUUAUCAUUUCUUCCUGAAGAACAGUCUGACUUAAUGGGUUAUUCCAGCAAAAAUCCAUAGCCUCCACCCCACCAAAAGGCACAAUUUUUUGACCCCCUCCCUCUCACCCACUUUCCACCCAGAUUUCUAAACUGCUUGAGCCCCCCCCCCUCUCCUAAGGACUUUCAAGUGCAAAGUCCCCCCUCCCAUCCAGAUUUCCAUAAACUUGUUAGAUAAUGUAAUUUUUAAUUUACAUGCAAAUUAUAUAAUCCUUUUAAGGGAGGAGAUGAAAUUUUUCAUCUUGUCCACCGUAGUUGUAAUCAACCAGAAAUACACUUCAAUGGGGGACAAAGCUGUUGUGACACCAUCAUCAAAUGGGGUACAUUUUGGAGAGGAAACAAUCCAGACCUCUGAGCUUUUGUUGUUUCCUGCAGGUGGCUUGAACAGCAACAACAAUGAAUUGUGUGAAGAGGAGUGGAAAAACCUCAUCUCUCAUCUUGUGGCACCCAAUGGGCUAACAUACCCUGAAGUGAUUGCUUUGGAUUCAGGACUUGAUAUCAGGGACCUGAGUACGGGGAUGGCAAAUGGUGGUGUUUGAGAAGAUGUGAUAGAAUACAUGUAAUGAUUUUAAGUUUUACGAAACACAAGGAAUGUCUCAAUUUUGACAUUAAAAUUUAUAGACAUCAGUCAAGUAUCUACAAGCCUCGUGAACAUCUUGCAUUAAUACAAUAAUAACUGUUUAAAGAGGGUGGUUAACUAAGAAAUCAUUAUUUUGAAGAAAUUGUCCUGUUUAUUUUUUAAAGAAAAUAAUC